UCUCUCUCUCUUUCUCUCUUCUCUCUCUGAGUGAACUUAAAAUUUGCAGCCUUUUGCUUAAUCACUUUAACCCCAUUGGUGUAGAACAAAAGAAACCCAGAGAGAACCCUUCACUGCUCUCUCUCUCUCUCGCUGUCUCUCUUCUGAAACCCCUUUCCUCUUAUAUAUGUGAUACCCAACCAGCAGGCAACUCCUACAGCCUGUUGCUCCCCCAUUUCUGUGAAAAUCUCUUACCCCUUAUAUAUAUAUAGACACACACAUAUAAAUACACUAGCAGCUGGUCCUUUAUCUCUGCCUAUAAUUUGUACCCAAUAUUACCACCAAAACUAUCCAAACCCAAAACCCAUCUCUCUCUCUCUCUCUCUCUCUCUCUCAGAUCAGUGGAGAAGAGAUAUGGAAAUAGGUGGGAACAUGAACAUGAACAUGUUAGGGCUUGAUCAUAAUAAUAAUAGUCACAUAAGCAGCAGCAGCAGAGGGCAAAAUGGUAAUAACAACACCUACCUCACCAAUUGGGAUAUAUGGGGUCGUGCUACUUCUACUUCUGCUUCUGCUGCUGCCACUGACAACAACUCAUUCUACUCUCCGGCCGCCGUCACUGUGGCAGCCACGGGGGGGGCUUCCAGCUCCGCCACGUGCUCCGAGGCCAGCGCCGGCGGUCACGCGUUCAUAAUGGGCCAUCCCUUGCAGCAGCAGCACUCUAGUUUCUACGGCGGCGGGGCCCUCUCCCACUACCAUCCGGACCCACACCUGAUGUGCUUGAAGCUGGGGAAGAGGCACUAUUUCGAGGAUCAUGCUCGAGCUCAUGCUCAUGCCCUGGAUGAUCGACACGUGGCGGGGCUCCCGGUGGGCGUGAUGAGCAAGAGAGGCAGAGGAGGAGCGGCUGCAGCGGCGGCGGCGGCGCAGCAACUGUAUGGGAGCGGGGCGACUUUGGCGUUGAAGGUGGUGCCGCGGUGUCAGGUGGAGGGUUGCCACGUGCCGCUGAUGAACGCGAAGGAGUAUCACCGGAGGCACAAGGUGUGCGAGAUGCACUCCAAGGCUUCCAAGGUCACGGUGUUGGGCCAAGAGCAGCGCUUCUGUCAGCAGUGCAGCAGGUUUCAUGUAGUGUCAGAGUUUGACGAGUCUAAGAGGAGUUGUAGGAGGAGAUUAGCUGGCCAUAAUGAGCGAAGACGAAAGAGCUCUCAUGAUUCUCUAUCCAGAACUUCUUCUCAAGAAAACGGGAGGUUUGGAUACUUAUCAACUCCGACAGGACGUGCUCUCUCUCUUCUGUCAUCCAGGAACACUGGUUUUGAUUCCUGGGUAUCUCCCUCUGAUCUCUCCUCAAGAUCUAGUGCUGCACUUCGUGAGCUCAUUGCCGAAAACCGCGCAGCCGUCUUGGCUCGCCAGCUCAUUAAUGCAUCGGAAGACAGAAACUGGGAUUCAUCGUCACAUAACAACCAAGCAACCGAAGAUUUGUUUUGUGAUCAUGGCCAAUCAUGGUCCAAUUCAGUCGAACCACAGCAGCACCAGAUGUUUUCUGAUCAUAAUUAUCCACAUGGUUGGGACAGGUUCCAUGAGGGCAGUGGUGCGCAUUUGACGCUUGAUCUCCGGCAAGCUCCGAGUCCGGCAUACGGCUUCUUGCCUGAAAGGGGCAAAACCAAGGCUGAAGAAGAUCAAGAGUGUGAUUUGUGGAACUCCUUUCACGGAGCCAGUGUGGUCUAACCUUUUUUUUGUUUUUUUGUUUUUUUUGUUUUUUUUUGGUUGUGAAAAGGUAGAUAAUUCUUUGAUUGCUUUGUUUUAGUGUGAGGUCAGUUAGCCAAUUAGACAAAUUAGGGCGAGAAAAUUUUCCAGAUUCAUGGUAUGUAACACCGUGCCGCGUGUGGAU
Molecule: messenger RNA, 1861 nt
Organism: Prunus avium (sweet cherry)
Lineage: Eukaryota; Viridiplantae; Streptophyta; Magnoliopsida; Rosales; Rosaceae
Product: squamosa promoter-binding-like protein 7
Cellular component (GO): nucleus
Molecular function (GO): DNA binding
Source: RefSeq, a predicted model, not a curated record